Molecule: messenger RNA, 1593 nt
Organism: Glycine soja
Lineage: Eukaryota; Viridiplantae; Streptophyta; Magnoliopsida; Fabales; Fabaceae
Exons: 4
Coding region: 130-1455 (441 amino acids)
Source: RefSeq, a predicted model, not a curated record
CUAUCUUAUUUUUAUAUAUAUUUCUAUCCAUCGUUGUCUCCAUUACAAAAAUUCCUUCGUCCAUCGCCACCCAAGCUAUUUAUUUAGCUCUUCCUAACUCCCCACACGCCACAACCAUUCCAUCCUCCAAUGAACGACGCUACCGCCGCCACCCCCGCCACGGCGCUGUUAGAUCGCCGUGGCAAGUACAACCGCAGCGUCUCCCACGUGAACGACGAGUUCCACACGUUCCGCUCGUACCUCCGGUGGAUGUGCGUGGACCAGUCCAACAACUUCACCGCCGCACUCUCCUGGUCCCUGUUCCUCCUCCUAGCCCUCGCCGUCCCCGCCGCGUCGCACUUCCUCCUCGCCUGCCCCGACUGCGACGCCCGCCACUCCCGCCCCUACGACGCCGUGGUGCAGCUCUCCCUCACCUCCGUCUCCGCCCUCUCCUUCCUCUGCCUCGCCGGCUUCGUCCGCAAGUACGGACUCCGAAGGUUCCUCUUCUUCGAUAAGCUCUGCGAUGAGAGCGAGACCGUUAGAACCAACUACAUGGCGCAGCUCAAUAGGUCAGUGAAGAUCCUUUCGGUGUUUGUGGGGCCAUGUUUUGUGGCCGAGUGUGCAUACAAGAUAUGGUGGUACGCAUCCGGAGCCUCACAGAUCCCCUUCUUAGGAAACGUGUACGUGAGCGAUGCGGUGGCGUGCAUACUGGAACUGUGGUCCUGGCUGUACCGAACCACGGUGAUCUUCCUAGUGUGCGUUCUGUUCCGUUUGAUCUGCCACCUCCAGAUCCUGCGGCUGCGCGACUUCGCGAGAUUCUUCCACGUGGACUCCGAUGUGGCGUCGGUGAUGACGGAGCACCUUAGGAUUAGGAGGCACCUGCGAAUCAUAAGCCACAGGUUCCGCGCGUUCAUCCUACUCGCGCUUUUAUUGGUCACCGGAAGCCAGCUGGCGUGCUUGCUUGUUACAACUAAACAUACGCAAGAUAUGAAUAUUUACAAAACCGGUGAACUUGCGCUGUGCUCAGUUACACUCCUUUCUGCGUUGUGCAUCUUGUUGCGUAGUGCGACGAAGAUAACACACAAAGCACAAGCGAUCACGGGGCUUGCUGCCAAGUGGCACGUUUGCGCGACGUUGGAUUCUUUUGAUGGAGUUCUAACGGAAGGUGAGACACCAAUGGCUCCUCAAAGUUCCCAUGAAACAGUGUUUCCUAAUGUGGGAACGGAUGGAGAAUCAGAGACUGAUGAAGCUGGUGAUGAAGAAGAUGAAAUUGACACUACCAAGUUAAUCCCAUCCUAUGCUUAUAGCACCAUCUCAUAUCAAAAGAGACAAGCUCUUGUAAAUUACUUUGAGAAUAACAGGGCAGGGAUUACAGUAUAUGGAUUCAUGUUGGAUAGGAGCACACUCCACACAAUAUUUGGCAUUGAAAUGUCGCUUGUUCUUUGGCUGCUUGGGAAAACCAUAGGCUUCUCUUGAAGAAUCUUAUUUGAUUUCAUUAUUAUAAUUUAUCAAUCAGGGCACAGAAAAGAAAAAGAUAGCUUGUGAAUCAUGUUUGAUAUUGUUCCCAAUUGCCAACUGCACGCGGUUUCAAUUGGAUGAGAAGUUAAUAGUGCA